Molecule: messenger RNA, 2722 nt
Organism: Sceloporus undulatus (fence lizard)
Lineage: Eukaryota; Metazoa; Chordata; Lepidosauria; Squamata; Phrynosomatidae
Gene: ARL4A
Product: ADP ribosylation factor like GTPase 4A
Exons: 2
Coding region: 240-851 (203 amino acids)
Biological process (GO): intracellular protein transport; vesicle-mediated transport
Cellular component (GO): cytoplasm
Molecular function (GO): GTPase activity; GTP binding
Source: RefSeq, a predicted model, not a curated record
CAACCGUUGCCUCACUAAGUGGGCUGAAGUCCUUCGGCGCCGGCUUAUCUCCUUGACGGUAGGAAAAGGAAAGGGACGGCGGCUCUUGAGGGUACUUUUUUUCCCAAAGGCGAGCAGCCCAAACAUGGCUACAGGAAGGGUCGGCGGCUGGGAACCCGGAGCACCAGUAGCGGCGGCGGCUUGAGGCGGCGGCGGCGGGCGACGGGUGCCCCCUGCUCGCCCCGGGCCCCUCCCCUGCGAUGGGGAAUGGGUUGUCGGAGCAGACGCCGAUCCUGUCGAGCCUGCCUUCCUUCCAGUGCUUCCACAUCGUGAUCCUGGGCCUGGACUGCGCCGGCAAGACCACCGUCCUCUACCGGCUGCAGUUCAACGAGUUUGUCAACACCGUCCCCACCAAGGGCUUCAACACGGAGAAGAUCAAGGUGACGCUGGGGGGCAGCCACCACCACAAGACGGUGACCUUCCACUUCUGGGACGUGGGCGGGCAGGAGAAGCUGCGGCCCCUCUGGAAGUCCUACACCCGCUGCACCGACGGCAUCGUCUUCGUGGUGGACUCUGUGGACGUGGAGCGGAUGGAGGAGGCCAAGACGGAGCUGCACAAGAUCACGCGGAUCUCGGAGAACCAGGGGGUGCCGGUGCUGAUCGUGGCCAACAAGCAGGACCUGCGGCACUCGCUCUCCCUGGCGGAGAUGGAGAAGAUGCUGGCCACAGGGGAGCUGAGCGCCUCCACCCCUUGGCACCUCCAGCCCACCUGCGCCAUCAUCGGAGACGGCCUCAAGGAAGGCCUGGAGAAACUGCACGACAUGAUCCUCAAGCGCAGGAAGAUGCUCCGGCAGCAAAAGAAGAAGAGAUGAAGCCACUGGGGGGGCUGGCUGACUCCAAACAGUUCCUGGCACCUGGCCUGCUCAAUCAUCAAAGACGCUCAGCCUGGUGGGAAGCCUUGCAGACACAGACCCUUCACACCACCGUCUCCCCACAAGUUUCUUUCUUUUGUUUUGGGCACUCAUACUCUAAAAACAAAAGCCAACAACACACACACACACACAAACAGAUCCCUUGUCACUUAGUACAAAACGAAUCAGGAAGCAGAGACGGGUGGUAAAUGUGACCUGGAUAUCCAAAUAGCCAAAUAAAAGGAAAGAGUGUUGUUCCGCUUGGUGGUGUAAGUCCUAUGUUCGAAGAGUGCCUUUGCAAGGCAAAUGGCAUUGACGGCAUUCGGUGUUUUUUUCAGCUGCUUGUAUAAGUGAAGUGUUUUAGACGGAGAUACGCAGCUUUAAAAUAUAGUAUCCUUUUAACAGUAUACGGAGCUAGAAGACCAUUAUUUUAAAAGAGGCUGUGAAUGUGGAGGGUUUGUUUUGUUUUGUUUGUUUCCAAUAAAAGGUUGGCUGUGCGGUAUGCUUUCUAAACUGGAUCUCUUAAAAUGACACUUGCAGCUCAGAUAAUUCAAACUGUCACGACUGCGGUGUAUUAUCUGUAGCUUGAUAGAGGGGGAAAAGUAUGGCAUAUGUAAGAGCAUGGAUGGGUUUCCUGAUAAUGUAGCAUGUCUUGGUGUGUAGGGGGUUCUAUAGAAAUAGCUGUGCAUCGUUAAAACAGUGCAAACCAGGUUUGGACCGUGCUUUUGUGUCCUAGGAGGGACCUGUCCUGGAAAGUUUGCUCUCCAAGAAAAAUCCUGAACAACUAGACAAACACAAACUUCUACCAUAAGGGACUUGGGUUUCAGGAUACAGUGCAAUAUUACCUUUAAAACAAAAUUGACGGCAAUAAAAUUUGAUCCUAAUUAAGUUUAAAGCAGCCGAAGUAAGCAGAACUACAUGUCCCACGUGCCAGUACUGUUAAAAUGUACUGCCAGGUCUUUUUAUUACUAUCCUUGCAGUACUUUUAGGAAUGUAUUGAAGCUUUAUACACUUGAAAAAAAUUUUGACACUGUGGAAAACAAAACAAGAGUUUAAAGAUGACCUGUAUCUGCUCUGAUUAUGCUUUAAGCUUUCCUUGUUUACAUUCAUGCAAACAGUGUUAAAUGAAUGGGUGGGACUGCAUAUGACUGAAAGGGUUGGUUUUUUCUUCGCUGGUACAUUUUCUAAAAAUGAUCCAUUUGAGUAGCAGGUUGAAGGGCUAAAGUAAAGCCUGUGUUACUCUACUGGUGCUGUGAAAUGUUAUAAUAAUUAUAUUGUAAAGCGAGGGAGAAUACUUAAAAACAAAGAAGAAGUCCUCCCUGGCACAACCAAUAAAGUCUGUGUGUUCUCUUACCUACUAGCCAGAGACAGGGAGGUAUAACUACAGUUCUGAAUGUCAGGAAGUGCAACUUGUAUAAAAUCAAAUUUUAUAGCCAGAAACUGCUUAGAAGGUAACCAAAAAUGCACUUUAGUGUUUCCAAUACUGAAAGUGACAACAUUUUUUAAAACAAUGAAAUCCUGGUCCUUUUUGAAAGAAUUGAAGUAGCUUCCAAUGGAGCUUUUGUACAGUGGUUAUAUGUAACUGCACUAGUGACACUAGAAGUCACUUAAUGUCUAUAUUUAUAGAGAUGUGGAUAACUUCUUGGACCUCAGUGAACUCAACUCCAAAUGAGUAUUCGGCGAAAGAAGUUGACAACGUUUUACUGUGCGGAUCUUGCUUUUUAUCAGAACUGUCUGCAUGAAACUGAAUCCUUUAUUCAUGUGAGAUUUGUAAUAUGUGACUAUGUUUAAAGAAAAAAAUCACAGGUAUCUCAUUAAAAAUUUAAUGGCAA